CUUUUUCUCUUUGAUUUUUAGGAUUAAACCCACACCAUACAACAAAUUUCUCAUCCAAUUCUGCAAAGCCUUAAACCUUCUGCACACCACCCUCAUUCUCAUGGCCACCUCCACAAAUUUCCAACCACCAAAACUUGGAGAGUUUCUCCAGGAGCAGCAAGAGCCUUUCAUCUUAGAGGUCUACCUUUCGGAAAGAGGGCGUGUCAAAAAGGGCAUGAAUUCAGAAGCUAACAAUUCAAGCAACAAUAGAAAGAAAUUUCCACUCUUUUCCAAGGUUCUGAGAGCUGUAUACAGCAAGCUGCUGUCAAGAAACAAAAGCUCUGAUGAUAAACAUGCAAAGCCUAGGACUACCCAGGAAGUUGCAGAAUCAGAUAGAUUUUCCUCAACUAGCAGCAGAACGGUGUAUAACUCAUUCCCAGAAAGUGACACAGAAGAACCAUUAACGCCUGCAAACCAUUCCCAGUUUGUAAAGUUCCACGAUCAAAGAGGAAACGAGGCUGAUACAGAUGAGAAGUUCCAAUGGAGACGAGUGAAAGACAGCAAAGAACACAGCCCCACUUCGGUAUUGGAACCACCCUGUUCAAGAGGCUUCCCAAUUCAUAAUGAAACAGAGGAGUUUAUAUUCACAAAGUCAGCCUCGGAUUUACUCCAAUCCGCAACAGGGAAAUCCAAUUUUGCAGGAUCAAGAGAAUUACGAGAGCUUGUUUGGAUUAAUCCUCCGUCACACUCACAGUAUUUGAUAUCCAAGAAGGUUUUGCAUCAAACAAAGCAGCUUAUGUUUGAUUGUGUAAGGGAGCUGGUGGAGAACCGUAAGGGGAAAGAACGAAGAGGGUCAAAUUCUAAAGAAGUUUUAGGGGCAGAGGAGCUUCGGCAGCUCAUCUGGGAGAAGAUAAAGUGCUGGGGGAAACUGUCCAACAUGACACAGUUGUUGGAUUCAGAUUUCGUUCAUUCAUUACACGAAUGGAGCGAUUUUGAAUCGGAGAGAAGGGAUAUUGGAUUAGAAUUAGGAGACGCCAUUUUGGAAGAUAUUUACAUGGAAAUUGUAACAGACAUGAAUGAUCUCCAGGCUAGAAUGUAAAGGGUUUUCACAAUUACUUCAAUGGAAUAGAAAAAGUGCAUCAUAGUCCUUGGCACUUGCCGAGGUUCAAACCCUUGUGUAGUAAGAAAUUCCCCCAUCCCCUAUUUCUCAGUGUUCCACCAAAAAAGUUAAAUAAAUAAAUAAAACCCUUCUUAAAAU
Rubroshorea leprosula is the source of this 1237-nucleotide messenger RNA. The record is from the annotation of a GenBank genome assembly. NCBI's taxonomy places the organism in Eukaryota, Viridiplantae, Streptophyta, Magnoliopsida, Malvales, Dipterocarpaceae.